Eutrema salsugineum is the source of this 3916-nucleotide messenger RNA. RefSeq lists its product as uncharacterized. NCBI's taxonomy places the organism in Eukaryota, Viridiplantae, Streptophyta, Magnoliopsida, Brassicales, Brassicaceae. Bases 298 to 3576 code for a protein of 1092 amino acids. The record is from RefSeq and is a predicted model, not a curated record. The transcript has 19 exons.
UUCGCCUCUUAUUGCCAGAAAGAAAACCGAGACAGCCUUUCAAUCUCUCUCUCUCUCUCUCUUUCCUUCUGGUGAAUCUGCGGAACCCUAAUUUCGUUUUUCUUCUUAGAUUAGGAAAACCCUAAAUCCGUUGUUGUAAUCUCAAUCUUUUUCCUUAUGAACCCAUAAGUAAAUCGAUGCCCUUUUUAGGUUUACGGAGAUUUUCGACAUUGAUCUCGCGAGAGAGAAGUGAGGGUGGAUUCUAAAAAAACAACAAAAAGUUUCGCUUUUUCUGAUCUCUUCCCUUUUGAAAAUCGAAUGGCGAAAGGUACAGUCACUGGCGAGUUUGUGGUCCUUUCACAGGUUCGUACAGGUUGUAAAAGGGAGUUGCAAUUCAUGUUGAAAUCACAGUCCGAGAUCUGUGGAGGAGAGUCUUUAGGUCGCACCAGGGGAAGCAGAAAUCUGAGCAGCGUCUCGAGGACGGAUGCUAAGAAGAAACAGAGUCGUCUUGUUCGGAGGAGAAGCUCUGGUUUGAAGAGUGGGAUAAAGAAGAUGCGUCUUGUGAAAGAUGAGGAAGUUGUAAUGUCUGAUUCUGUUGAAGAAGACGAUGUUAAGAGCGACGUUGUUGAUGUUGAUGAAGCAAAGGCUGAAUCUUUGAGUGAAGAAGAGAAGAUCGAGAAUGUGGUGAUGAAUGGUACACCGGAAGUUAGAGAGGCUGAAAAGGAAAGUUUGAGUGUGGUUGGGAGAGAAAUAGUUUUGGCUUUACCUGUGAGUUUUAGCGAGUUUGCAAAACUGACUUCUAGAUCUUGUCUUGUUAAGUUGGAAAGUGGUUUGGGUUAUGAAAAACCAGGCAGGAGGUUGACACGGUCUAUGUUGAAGUCUGAGGGUGUUAAAUCCGAGUCUAAUGAAGAUCAUGGAAGUCAAGAAAGGGAAGCUAAAUGUAGUGAAAAUGGCUGUGUUGAUGCUUCUGCUUUAGUGGCUGAUGAUGAAGAUCAUGUUAGUCAAGAAAGGGAAGCUAAAUGUAGUGAAGAUGCCCGUGUUGAUGCUUCUACUUUAGUGGUUGAUAAUGAAGAUCAUAUAAAUCAAGAAAGGGAAGCUAAAUGUAGAGAAGAUGGCUGUGUUGAUGCUUCUACUUUAGUGGCUGAUGGUGAAAAUUAUAUAAAUCAAGAAAGGGAAGCUAAAUGUGAUGCUUCUACUUUGGUGGCGUAUGGGAGGGAAGAGGAUCUUCAUGAGCAAAACAGUGUGGAUCCAUGCCUUGGUCAUACUCGAGUUGUUGAUGAGAAGGCAGUGAAUGAUACUGUAGAUAAGCCUUUGAGGAGGUUUACUAGGUCAUUAGUCAAACAAGAAAGUGAUUUAGAAAAUCCUAAUUCGCAGAAUGAUACCAAAUUAGCAGAGUUUGGCAAGGUUGAUGGGUAUAUUAAUGAUGUCGAAAUAGAUGAUUUUCAAAGCCCUUCGGUUAUAACUCCCAACAAGCGUGGAAGGCCCAAGAAAUUCUUGAGGAAUUUCCCGUCAAAGCUCAAAGAACUUCUGGAGUCUAGAAUACUUGAGGGACUAACCGUGUACUAUCUUCGAGGUGCAAAGAUGAGAGAGGCAGGAGCUAGAGGGCUUAAAGGAGUAAUAAGAGGAUCAGGCGUUUUGUGCUUUUGUAUUGUCUGCAAAGGAGCUCAAGUGGUAAGUCCCGCCGUGUACGAGCAGCAUGCUUCUAGCACAAACAAGCGCCCACCUGAAUAUAUCUUACUGGAGUCUGGAUGCACACUUCGUGAUGUCAUGAAUGCAUGCAAGGAAACUCCCUUUGCUGCUCUAGAAGAAAGACUUCGUGUGGUAGUUGGACCAGCUUUAAAUCAAUCUAGCCUGUGUUUCAGUUGCCAAGGUACAAUGGAUGAGCCCUGUGAAACAAAGUCAUUAUUUCUGUGUAAAUCGUGUUUGGAGAGAAAGGAACCAGAAAUCCAUACCAGUCCUUCUAAAGCAAAUGGUGCUCUUAAGGGAUCGUUGAACCCAAGUAUCGUUCCUCAAACUAUCCUUAGUGGGUCAAUAUCCAGUCCUCGCCGAAGUAACAGGCAAGAACAGCCGACCACAGAGUCACCUGAGCCAGUUGUGGUUUCAGGAACUAGUCCGAGUGAGUCAAAAUCCAGCUCAAUCAAAAGCAACAGCCAAGGGAGACUAACCAGAAAGGAUGUGCGGCUGCACAAACUUGUUUUUGAGGAUGAUGUACUGCCAGAUGGGACCGAAGUGGGUUAUUUUCUUGCUGGAAAGAAACUGCUUGUCGGCUACAAGAAGGGGUUCGGGAUACAUUGUUCUUGUUGCAACAAAGUGGUUAGCCCUUCAUCGUUUGAGGCCCAUGCUGGCUGUGCAAGUCGUCGGAAGCCGUUUCAGCACAUUUAUACAACCAAUGGGGUAUCUCUUCAUGAGCUAUCAGUAGUACUAUCAAUGGACGAGAGGUUUUCUAUCCGUGAAAAUGAUGACCUUUGCAGUAUCUGUAAGGAUGGGGGUGAACUCUUGUGCUGUGAUACAUGUCCGAGAUCAUUUCAUACAGUAUGUGCUUAUCUGCCAAGCCUUCCGAGUGAGAGGUGGUCCUGUAAAUAUUGUGUGAAUAUGGUUGAGAGAGAGAAGUUCGUGGAGAGCAAUCAAAACGCCAUUGCAGCUGGUAGAGUUCAUGGAGUUGAUGCAAUUGCUGAGAUAACCAAAAGAUGCAUUCGAAUUGUUAGCUCCUUUGGGAGUGAGCUCCCAAGUGUAUGCGUGUUAUGCAGAGGCCAUAGUUUUUGCAGGUUGGGCUUUAAUUCUCGCACUGUGAUUAUCUGUGAUCAGUGUGAAAAGGAGUUCCAUGUUGGCUGUUUGAAAGAACAUAACAUUGCUGAUCUCCAGGAGUUACCUGAAGAUAAAUGGUUCUGUUCCCUUGGGUGCAACAAGAUCAACACUUCACUGGGGGAUCGGAUAGUUCACGGAGAAGAGAAGCUUAGUAACGACUUUCUGAAUUCUAUAAGGAAGAAGCAAAAACCUAAUGAAGAAAGCUGUCCAGAUGAGAACACCACUCCAGACAUAAGAUGGAGGGUCCUUAGUGGAAAGUUGACCUCUUCAGAUGAUACAAAAGUGUUGCUUGCAAAGGCACUUUCUAUUCUUCAUGAACGGUUUGAUCCUAUCAGUGAAUCUGGGACCCGGGGAGAUCUCAUUCCAGCCAUGGUGUACGGAAAGAAGGCAAAAGGCCAAGAUUUCAGUGGCAUGUACUGCACCAUGUUGACUGUGGACGAAGUGAUUGUUUCCGUGGGAAUCUUUAGGAUUUUUGGGUCUGAACUUGCGGAACUCCCUUUAGUUGCUACCAGCAGAGACUGUCAAGGGCAGGGUUACUUCCAGUGCCUGUUUGCUUGCAUAGAGAAUCUACUCGGGUCCCUAAACGUAAAACAUAUCGUGCUACCAGCAGCAGAUGAAGCCAAAUCCAUAUGGACUGACAAAUUUGGUUUCACCAAGAUGACUCAAGAGGAGGUGAAUGAAUACAGAAAAGACUUCUCGGUGAUGGUCUUUCAUGGAACAUCUAUGUUGAGAAAGACAGUGCCUGCAACGAGAGCCGUGAUUGGAUCUAAGGAGGACAAUAUGGAGGAGUAAGCUCAAGGUUGUCUUUUGGUUUUUGAAAGUCGGUGACAUCCGAUUUGAUGCCCUUUUAAUUCUUGUCUUUGAUCUAAUUUUGGGUAGUAGACGUAUUAGUGUACAGGUUUUUCCUCUAAUGUGUCUUUUUCUUUACAAUUUAAAAGAAAGAAAGAAAGAGAGGCACACAAAGGGUAAGCGACUUUGGUUUUGGUAGAAGAGUAGAGGACAAGUGUGAGAGUAAAUGAGUCUUAAGCUAUCUCUAACUGGUCUUUUGGGCAUAUUCUUUUGGGGGGGGGUUUAUUAUCUUAUUAUAUAGGGAUGAAGCUAACUUUUUGUAUUAUAAUUCCAAAAAAAAAAA